GUUAGAGAAGUUUCUGUAUUUAGUAAAUACUAGCAAGUGCAUCAUAAUGAGCAUUCCCAAUCGCUCUCAAGGUUGACUAUCGAUCGUAUAAUAUCUCUUUCCCUUUGCCACAAAGACCCUUGUACUCCCGUAUGUACGGAGAACUCUGAUAUUCGCUUUGCUCCGAUAUGAGAAACUGGGAACCGUAACCGCACCUGAUGAAGUCCCAAAAACCAGCUCCCCCAGUAUCCAUGUCUACAAUGAUCGAGAAAACAUAGAGCGACGGCUUUAUUGAUUGUUAAUCGGAGGAACACAGGCCUGUAGUAAUAGGCAAGGUUUCAGAGCUGAUCCGAUAUGCAUCUAAGCUAAAUCCGGAACCUCCGAUUUUCGCUACUUAUCCAAGUGUACCUGGUCAAUCAGAAUUGCUAGCAAUGCUACAAUACUAUAUCUAUUGUCUAAUUCCCAUCAAUAUCAACUUGGUUCAUUGUAUAUAAUCCAGGCUGAUAAAACUUACAACUAGAGUCUGGCCUCUCAAGAAAAUUUACCUCUUUGACGACAUUGCCAAGCUACCAUUUAUCGUUCUCCAUGUUUACCUAUACUCAAUCGUUGUUUACAAGACGCGCCUUGCUCUUCGGGAAGUCAUCCCUCACACAGUUAUCGAAUUAUAGAGCACUAUCCUUCUCAUCAAGAGUCAUGUCUACAAAUGACUGGAGCGCCACUCAAUAUCUGAAGUUUGAAGAUGAGCGGACUAUGCCGGCUCGCGACCUCCUUGCUCGGGUUCCUCUCCAAGCCCCAAGAAGAAUAGUUGAUCUGGGCUGUGGACCGGGCAAUUCAACCGCCGUUUUGGCGACUCGUUACCCUGAUGCUCAUAUCGUGGGAAUGGAUUCAUCGCCCGACAUGAUCCAGAAAGCGAAGGCGUCUCUCCCAGCCUAUGAGUUCAGCGUCGAAGAUCUGCGGUCCUAUUCUCCGCCUCCGUCAGUCGAUCUUUUCUUCUCCAAUGCUGUUUUCCAAUGGCUAAAGAAAGACGAGCGGAUUGCAGUCAUUAAGGGCCUAAUGGAGACUCAACCCUCUGGAGGAGUGUUUGCCUUUCAAGUGCCAGACAAUCUAAUGGAGCCCUCCCAUGUCCUGAUGAGGGAGGUUGCCAUUAAUGGCCCCUGGGCGUCCACUCUCAGCAAUGUUGGCAGAGAUACCUUUCAGUCACCACAGGAAAUAUAUGAUCAACUGAAGGAUUUGUCUUCCGAGGUGAACAUUUUUAGAACUGAGUACUACCACUCGCUUGAGGAUCAUAAAGCCAUCGUGGAGUGGGUAAAGGGCACCGGGUUAAGACCCUAUGUUGAUCCAUUGUCGCUGCAAGAUAAGGAAGAGUUUUUGAGCGAGUAUCUGAAACGAUUGGAGAGUGCGUAUCCCAAGUUGAUCGAUGGUCGGGUUCUGCUACCCUAUCCACGCUUGUUUGUCGUUGCGGUCAGGAAAUAAAGCAGGGUUUUUAUAACAGACGACCGAGUCAAUAAUGCUUACCAGAUAUGCCCUAAGUUAAAGACGGAAGUAUUGCUCAGCAAUGUCUAUAGUAUACGAGCUAUGUACAAAACAUCAGUACGCAUGCUAAAUACAAGUAUAUUGUCAGA
Aspergillus pseudonomiae is the source of this 1601-nucleotide messenger RNA. Its product is annotated as S-adenosyl-L-methionine-dependent methyltransferase. The record is from RefSeq and is a predicted model, not a curated record. Gene Ontology annotation, molecular function: trans-aconitate 2-methyltransferase activity. NCBI's taxonomy places the organism in Eukaryota, Fungi, Ascomycota, Eurotiomycetes, Eurotiales, Aspergillaceae. The coding region runs from base 565 to 1452 and encodes 295 amino acids. The transcript has a single exon.